AUGGAUAACACAGUAAAAAACCCCAACGGACUGGGGGACUCUGCGGAGAACCCCAGUCCUUCCAUGAAAAUGGACAUCGUGGAGGAGGCACAGGGCUCAGCAAAUGCCGGGCACAGUGACUCCUCCAAAGAUAUCAUGAAGGAGGCACAGGGCUCGACAAAUGCCGGGCACAGUGACUCCUCCAAAGAUGAUGGAAGGAAGAGGAACCGCAGUGGUGCUACAAAGAGACGGGCCCGAAGAGCCAAACUGGCCCUAGGGACCCAGGCUCUGGAGCAAAACUGCGGGACUACUCCUCCCACCAUCUCCGUGGCCAAAGUGGAGGAGGACCCCAAGGGAAAAAGCAAUAAAAGGCCUAGACCCGAGGGGAACACUCCACCAGAGGCUAAGAGUUUGGCCAAAAAGGGCAAGAUAGCCCACAGGUCGAGCGGCUUCAGUGACGCCGUACGGGCGAGCAGGAAGGUGGCAAUAACACCUUCUGGCUACCCUGAGGUGCUACUGAGCCAAGAGACCAGCGACCUGGUAACGCAGGCACUCGUUGGAGCGCUGGAUGCUGUCCCCACAGGACAAGCAGUCCCGUGCUUCGAGGGAUGCCGGUGGGAACAGGGAGUGCUGUGGGUGACUUGCGCCGACGAAGACUCCAAAAAGUGGGUCCUAAGGACAGUCCCAGCUCUCAGGGCUAGGGAGGGUCUCGUUCUCCAAGUGUUGGAGAGGGAGGCUCUUCCUUGGCUCAGGAAGCUGACGGCGGUCCUGGGAACCAACGAAGAGAGCGGAGUGAUUAUGAGAAGACUCGCUCGCCAAAACCCUGGACUCAACACUGAAUUGUGGAGAAUCUGGGACAGACGAACGGUCGGCAAGACCGUUCACCUGGUUCUGGGGGUGGACCAGAAGUCACUGGCGACACUCUCGGGGUGCAAUUACUCACCCCACUUCGGAUUGGGUAGGGCUCGCUUUUACGAGGCCCAAUCCAAAUCCGGAGGGGGGAAAGAGAGUGCUGCCGGGGCUACUGAGCCCACACCCAAAACCGAGCCUCCCAAGGGAGGACUGUCGACGGGAGAGGUCGAGCCGGCCAAGGCUUCGAAUGCCAAGGGCGGCUCGAUCCCUCCAGAGGGACGAAGGACUUCGGUCGCUGCCACCCCGCUGGAGAGCCGAGAGGCCUCCCGUGGAGAGGCACAAGCGACGAAACCGGGUCCUUCUUCCCUAACGACGAUGCAAGGCAUAGGGUCCCUUCUGAAGCCUGCGCGUCUCCUAAUUAGGAGUGCCUCCGAAGAAGAUGGAACGAUCCCCGAGGGACGUUCCAGCUCCAGAGGAAGGCCCACUAAAGCGGAGACGCUAGCUAAAGAAGGGGCCAAAGGGCUUAAGCUGGGUAAGCAAUCUACCCUUGCUCAGGCCCUAGCCAAAUGGGAGAAAGGGUCCGGCACAUUGAAGGAACCAAACACCCAAGGCAAGAGAGAUGAAGAUGGACAUGAAAAUCACUGCAAAGCGGCCUCUGCUUUACUUAGCAGAGACCUAGCAGUGAGGCACACAGAUGUAUCCCUGAUACAAGAACCCUGGACGUACAAAGGGCAAGUAUUAGGGAUAGAACUGAAAGGUGGCAGUCUGGUCUAUGGUGAAUCAGAGCAGGGGCCUAGGGCCUGUAUCUUCAUAAACAGGAAGCAUACAGCGCUCAAGUUGCACCAGUUCUGCACCAGAGACCUGGCUGUUGCCUCAAUAAAAAUUCCCAUAGGAGAAACUAAGGCGGAUAUCAUAAUAGGAUCUGCCUAUCUCCCCUAUGAAGAUACGACGGUGCCCACUGAGGAGGUCAUUAAACUGGUGGAGCACUGCAAAGUCAAUGAUCUGCCACUCAUUGUGGGGUGUGACGCAAACGCACAUCACAUAGUGUGGGGCAGCUCAGACAUUAAUAGAAGAGGCUCAGCAUUGCUGGAGUACCUCUCAACCACAGGCUUGGAAAUCCUGAAUGAAGGAUCCAAACCUACCUUUGUCACUUCUCGAAGGCAAGAAGUGAUCGAUUUAACGCUGGGCUCUCGAAGGAUAGCACAGGAAAUCAGAGGCUGGGAAGUCAGCAAAGAGGAUUCUCUUUCUGACCACAGACAGAUAAACUUUUUAGUGAGAGGCAACAAUAGCAAUGGAACUCGGGACACUUAUAGGAACCCCAAAUCUGCGGACUGGCUCAAAUAUAAAAAAGAGCUAAGAAACAGAUUGGGGAGACCUGUAAGAGGACUGAGGAACGUGCCAAGGAUUGAGCAAGUGGCCGAACACUUGCAACAAGCCAUUGUUCAGUCCUAUGAGAUUGCCUGCCCACUAAAAGUUAGGAAAAGCAGCAAACGGGUGACAUGGUGGAAUGCAAAGCUGAAUAAGCUUCGCACCCUGUCCAGAAAGUUGCUGAAUAAGGCCAUCAAGACAAAAACGGACCAAGACUGGGCAGACUAUAAAGCUGCCCAAAAACUGUAUAAAAAACAUAUCAAGGUCUCAAAACUAGACGCCUGGAGGAGAUUCUGCGGAGAGCUGGAGGACUUACCACUGGUGGCCCGCCUACGCAGAAUCUUUACUUCAGGACCUAAAACAAAACUCGGUGUCCUCACCCUACAAGAUGGUAGAGUGACUGAAAACAACGAGGAAACAUUAGCGCACCUCUGCGAGGUUCAUUUUCCUGGCUCGGAACUCAUGGAACUGGAACAGGAAGAAGCCUCAGAGAAUGCGAUAAUAAAAGCAGUCACGAAACGAGGAGACUGGAGCACAGCCGUCAGAGUGAUAACACCUGAUAGAAUAAGGUGGGCAAUUGGAAACUUUGAAAGGUUCAAGAGCCCAGGGGUGGAUGGGAUCUUCCCGGCUCUCCUGCAGGAGGGAAGAGAAAUCCUCAUCAAACACCUAACUAGACUUUUUAGGGCCUGCCUGGCCCUAAGCUACAUACCGAAGGCUUGGCGUGAGGUCAGGGUUAUACCAAAACAUGGCAAAAGCAGCUAUGACCUGGCCAAGUCCUUCAGACCUAUUAGCCUAACAUCGUUUCUCCUCAAGACAUUGGAAAGACUGGUGGAUAGGCACAUAAGAGAUAAUGCACUAAACGACACGCCGGUGCAUUAUACACAGCACGCAUACCAGGCAGGCAGAUCCGUCGAAACGGCCCUACAUGAUGUGGUUACCUACAUUGAAAGGGCCUUUCGAGGGAAGGAAUCGGUCCUGGGAGUGUUUAUAGAUAUAGAAGGGGCGUUUGACAAUACCCCCUUCGAAUCAAUAUGCGAGGCUACAGAGCUCUUCGGGGUAGAGAAAUCUAUCACCGGUUGGGCUCAUUUUAUGCUUCGCACAAGAAUAGUGACUGCCGGACUCAGUGACACUAGAGUCCGGGCCCGUGUGAGAAGGGGCUGCCCACAAGGUGGGGUUACCUCCCCUCUCAUGUGGAUCCUGGUCAUCAAUGAGCUCCUAGUGGCACUAGAAAACCUAGGAGUAUAUGCUGUAGGCUACGCCGAUGACGUCGCACUGAUGAUUAAAGGCUCAAGCCCGACGGAGAUGAGAUGGAGAACACAACGUGCUCUAGAUCUCAUACAGAAAUGGUGCAUAGGAAAAUCUCUAAGGGUUAACCCCAACAAAACAGAGGUGGUACUCUUCACCAAAAGAAGGAAGCUGAAAAUUACGGCUCCCUCUAUCUUUGGCAUGGAGCUUAAAUUUUCAAAGGAGGUACGCUACUUAGGCGUAACUCUAGACAGUAAGCUCACAUGGAGAAGCCAUAUCGAGAAGCAGACCCAAAAAGCAACUGCCACUUUCUGGGCAUGCAGAAGAAUAUUUGGCAUAACAUGGGGCCUGAAACCAAGACUGAUCAAGUGGAUUUACACGGCGAUCUUGGUUCCACAGCUCACCUUUGCCUCUGUUGUGUGGUGGCCUUCGCUUAAGAAGAACAUCAACAUCAAGGCAUUCCUAAAAGUCUACCGACUGUCGUUGCUAGGGAUAACUGGGGCUCUAAGAACCACAGCUACCUUAGCAAUGGGGGCGCUCCUGAACCUGGAGCCCCCGCAUAUCACUGCAGAAGCUCUUGCUAUGAAAACAGCAAUGAGAUUGCUCUUUAACGGACACUGGACAAGGGCUAGGACGGGACAUGCAGCCAUCCUAAGGGACAGGGGACUCGACAGAUUCCUAACCCAAGGAGGAGACAUGAGCCCUCGAAGCUACCACUUCAGACGUCAAUACAAGGUCCUUAUCCCAAGUAGGCAGGAAUGGGACGAGGAAAACAAGAGCAUCCUGUCCCCCAUAGGGCUAGUCUGGUAUACGGACGGCUCAAAAACGGACAAAGGGGCAGGAGCUGGAAUUUAUAGCAGUGGACCGAAAACAGAAAUCUCUCUGCGGCUAGGGGACACUGCUUCGGUUUUCCAGACAGAGGUAUACGCGAUCUGGGCCUGUGUAGAGCACAUUUCUAAGCUCAACCACAGGAACAAGCACGUGUACAUCUGCAGCGAUAGUUGCGCUGCGCUCAGGGCACUAGAACAAACUGAAGUGUCCUCGAGACUAGUGCGAAAAUGCAUAGACUCCCUAAAUGAAUUAGCAGAGUAUAACAAAGUCAAACUACUGUGGGUACCGGGCCAUAGCGGGAACGCAGGAAAUGACAAAGCAAAUGAGCUGGCGAAAGCGGGAGCUCGUAAAAGAGACCCUGAACCAGUAAUCAGCAUAGCGGUGUCUUUUAGUCUCAUAAAGCAACACGCUUCCCUAUGGACUAAUGACAAGUUUCAGGAAGUGUGGGCAGAGGCAAAAGGCAUGAUGCAUACGAGGGCACUUUUCAAAGGACCCUCCAAGACAUUAGGCUUGUCCUUGAUAGGGCUCGACAAGAAGCUGCUAAGGCUAACUGUCGGGUAUAUCACAGGACACUGGCUAACCGGCAGGCAUCUGAGACGCCUAGGCAUCUCAGAUCACUCGAUGUGCCCCAGAUGCCUAUCGGAGGAGGAAACUCCUCUACAUCUAAUCCUCCAUUGCAGAAAACUGACAACAGCCCGAAAGGACAUACUAGGAUUCUGCGAUGGAGAGUCUAUUGAUAUACAGGAGAUUGGCGUGGGACAGUUGCUUCACUUCUUGAAGCAGACAGGCCUGGCCAAUCUCCAAGCUAUAUAA
Molecule: messenger RNA, 5088 nt
Organism: Cotesia glomerata
Lineage: Eukaryota; Metazoa; Arthropoda; Insecta; Hymenoptera; Braconidae
Exons: 2
Coding region: 1-5088 (1695 amino acids)
Molecular function (GO): nucleic acid binding; RNA-DNA hybrid ribonuclease activity
Source: RefSeq, a predicted model, not a curated record